Nerophis ophidion (straightnose pipefish) is the source of this 1672-nucleotide messenger RNA. Its product is annotated as guanine nucleotide-binding protein subunit alpha-14-like. Gene Ontology annotation, biological process: phospholipase C-activating dopamine receptor signaling pathway; action potential; adenylate cyclase-modulating G protein-coupled receptor signaling pathway. The coding region runs from base 34 to 939 and encodes 301 amino acids. The record is from RefSeq and is a predicted model, not a curated record. NCBI's taxonomy places the organism in Eukaryota, Metazoa, Chordata, Actinopteri, Syngnathiformes, Syngnathidae. The transcript has 6 exons. Gene Ontology annotation, molecular function: G-protein beta/gamma-subunit complex binding; G protein-coupled receptor binding; GTPase activity. Gene Ontology annotation, cellular component: heterotrimeric G-protein complex.
GGCGAGAGCGGGAAGAGUACCUUCAUCAAACAAAUGAGGAUCAUCCAUGGAGGAGGCUACAGCGAGGAGGAGAAGAGGAGCUACGCUAAGCUGGUCUACCAAAACAUCUACACGUCCAUGCAGACUAUGCUGAGAGCCAUGCAGGCACUGCACCUGACAUUCUCUCACACAUACAACCAGACCUGCGCCACCAUGAUCCUGGAGGUGGAGGUGGACAGGGUGGAUGACUUGCAUCAGGACCACGUGGAAGCCAUCAGGAGUCUUUGGACGGACGCUGGCAUGCAGGAAUGCUACGACCGCCGUCGGGAAUACCAGCUGUGUGACUCCACCAAAUAUUAUUUGAUGGAACUAGACCGGAUCGCACAACCCUGCUAUGUACCCGAUCUCCAGGAUAUCCUGCGGGUCCGAGUUCCCACCACGGGGAUCAUCGAGUACCCCUUCGACAUGGAGAGCGUCAUCUUCAGGAUGGUGGACGUUGGGGGUCAGAAGUCAGAGCGCAGGAAGUGGAUCCACUGCUUUGAGAAUGUCACCUCCAUAAUCUUCCUGGUGGCGCUCAGCGAGUACGACCAGGUUCUGGUGGAAUGUGACAACGAGAACCGCAUGGAGGAGAGCAAGGCACUUUUUAAGACCAUCAUCACGUACUCCUGGUUCCAGCGCUCAUCCGUCAUCCUCUUCCUCAACAAGACCGACAUCCUCAAGGAGAAGAUCAUGCACUCCCACCUGGCGGACUACUUUCCGGAAUUCACCGGCCCUCGUCAGGACGCGGCGUCUGCUCAGGAGUUCAUCCUGAAGAUGUACCAGGAACAAAAACCCGAAAAGGACAAGACGCUCUAUCCUCACUUCACCUGCGCUACGGACACGGAGAACAUUCGAUUUGUCUUUGUGGCGGUCAAAGACACCAUCUUGAGACAUAACCUGAAGGAGUUCAACCUGGUCUGAAAGAGGACCAGUAUUAUAAUGUAUACUAACAACUGGCUAACAAAUAUGUACUAUAAGAAUAUGACUAAUUAUAAAUCUCGCUGUAUUUCUUUAGGCAUACAUUGCUUUUAUCCAUCCAUCCAUCCAUUUUCUACUGCCAAUUCCAUUCGGAGUCGCCGCAGCCUAUCUCAACUACAAUUGGGCGGAAGGCAGGGUACAACCUGGACAAGUAGCCCCCUCAUCACCGGGCCAACACGGAUAGACUUGGGUCAAUUUAGUGUUGCCAAUCAACCUAUCCCCAGGUGCAUGUCUUUUUAAACACAUUUAGGAUAAAACAUUAAUCAGGUUUUCAAUGCAACAUGCAGCUUACAAUGUCUCCAAAAAUUUGCAGGAAAAAAAACUUUGGUGGUAAAGGCUUCCCAAAAAUAUUUUCAACCCCUCCUAAAUUAUAGUGUUGUUGUUUUUUUCAACAAAAUAGUGCCAGCAAAAUUAUUGGAAUGUAGUCAGACUGUGAAUGUGUUUUAAUACUCAUGCAAUCUGUCAUUAUUCACCUAAAUGUGAUUAUACACAGAGUAAAUAUGUCACGUUUCCCUUUACUUCAGAGUAUAUUAACAUACCGUAUGCCAUGUGUAAUAAAAUAAAUGUAAUAUAAAAAUGUAAAUGUGCAAACAUCAACAAAAAAAAAAUUGUUUUGAUUUAAAAAAAAUUGUAUUUUAAAAUAUGUAUUCCUACGAUUUGUUUUUUUCUUUAUAUC